AUGGUGACUGGUGUGGCUGGCACGCAGGCUCAUCCUGCAAACAUGAGCUCAAAUAGCGACCAGAAAAAAGGAGACAAUAGAAGAAUCACUUUUAGCACAGAUAAUCAAAAGGUAAUAAUCUCAAGGGCCCAUGAAAUUGUUGGCCUUGCCAGCCCUGAAGCGCCAGACAAUCAUGAUUCACGCCGCGUGGGUGGACGGAGUGGGCACCCGGUACCCGUAGGCUAA
Messenger RNA from Pieris macdunnoughi, 225 nucleotides. The record is from the annotation of a GenBank genome assembly. Lineage: Eukaryota; Metazoa; Arthropoda; Insecta; Lepidoptera; Pieridae.